Messenger RNA from Paramuricea clavata, 1510 nucleotides. Lineage: Eukaryota; Metazoa; Cnidaria; Anthozoa; Malacalcyonacea; Plexauridae. The record is from the annotation of a GenBank genome assembly.
AUGGACUCAGCUAUCAGUGUCACACAACUACCAGAUGCACCACCACCAAUAAUGUGCAAUCAGCAAGUAAGUUCCUUAAUUAAUUAUAAAUUAUAUUUUUGAAAAAAUUAUAAUCAUCUAUCAUAAGCAGGAGUAAAAGAAUCUGGUAUAAGACAUGGCGGGAAGAAUGCAGUUAGACAUGUCUAACAUUACAUUGCAAUGGUGAUAGGCUGUUGUCUAUACGGUACGUAUAUUUACUUUUGUCUUAUACAACUCUAGCUGUUAUAUUUCACCUAUAGGCAUCCACUUCAAAUGUCACAGCUAUAUCCCCUUCAGAAAAUACAGAGAUUUCACCAAAGAGAUUCAAACCUGAUUUUGUAAGUUAACUGAUAACAAAUUUAUUUUUAACAAAAGUAAUGCAUCUGCCAUGUGAUUCCAUACAGUUCGUAUAGAACAAGUUCCUUUUAGAAUACGUAGUGCACCUUCAAUUCCAAUUUAAUUUCAUAAAUAACUAGUAAUUAAUAUUAUUGCAUAAUUUACAUGUAGAACAUAAGAUCAAUACUUGAAAAAUCCAUACCUGGAGAAAAUAUCCUGAAAGACUUGGGAAGUGGAAAUCUUUCAAGAAACAACAGACUAAAAAUGGUUCAGAUUCUCGUAGCUGAGCUCAUGACAAUGUUUGGAGACAGGUUUGGCUAUUAUGCAGUAUUCGGUGUACAUAAGUUUGGAUUUCUGGUGUUCCUGUUUACUCAUGGCAGAUUUUUGGCUCAUCACUGGAAGACCAUUGCAUCAUAAUAUACUUCUUGUUCUUUUCUUUUAUAACAGACCAAAAUCGGAUAUAAAAAUUGCAAUGGCAAGGGCUGUCAUUGAGGAGUUUCCUUUUCUGAAAGAUGAAGAAGGCCAGGGAUUUGUAAGUGUAAUUGCUAGUAAGAUCAUGAUUAAAUGUCCUACAUACAUACAUGUAGAACUGUUGACUUUGUACAAAACCAUUGUAUUAGGAUUUUGGUGUGCAUAAUAAUCACCUAAUGUAUGCGUAAUAAUCACACCAUAUAGGAAGCAUGGUAUACUCCUGGCAAAGGUUUGCAUUCAGCCACAGGUUGGUUGGAAGAAAAACUAAGAAAUAUGAGACGAAGGAUAAAUCAAGAAAAAAAUAAAACAAAUAUAUCAAGUAGUAGUGCAACAGUAUCCAAAUCAAAGCUGGUACAAUUUACCUCUUUACCAGGUAACGGCCAUGUUAUGAAUAUAUUGUUGUAUAUAGACAAAAUAUCCAUUCUGACUUCAACUUCAUGUACUUAUAUAAUAGUAAACUCAAAUUAAAUUUCUGUCAUUAAAAUUUACAGAAAGCAGCAUAAGUGAAGAGGACUACGAGGGGAUGGUGGAGUGGCUCAAGCACCAUGUCGAGCCACUCACAAAAGUCAAAGAGUUUAUGAGCAAAACGUCGGUAAAAAGAGCGUCGUGGAUACGGGAACACUCUGAUUUAUCAGUGGGUGCUAUUCUGAAAGAACACCCAAGGCUAAUUGAUACACCGGGUAUG